ACGGUCUCACCUACACCUCUGCUCAGAAUCGCGACGCCCCUCCCUCUCCCGGUCCACACCGAUAAAUGGGUUAAUGCUGUCACCAGGAGAAGACAAAUGAACCGAGCACACACAACAGGAGAUCCCUUUCUCCCGAACUAACCCCUCUUCGCUCGCCGUUGCUGCUUUAUCGAUUGAGAAGAAACAUUCUCCUUAAUUUGUUUUUGAGAUUCGGAAAAUAUUUGAUCUGCAAGCUUUAUUGAGACAGAGAAGCGGACUGGUAUCACCGGCGCUCCAGAUCCGUGGGCGACUGGGCAGGGAGGUGUCUGUCGGUCUGUCUGCUGCAGGAGUGAAUCAUUGCGUCGGGGCUCGGAAGAUUAGACACCCCGCUUAUCACCACUCCAACUCCCGGAGGUCUCUGAUGGUAUUUGGAGAUAGAGACGGAUAAGUGAGCCAAUUCAAAUAGAUUACAGCUAAGCUGAUAUCGUCUGUGCACCUAUCAAGUAGCCUGCCCUAUAGGAUUUUAAAUUGGUUUUUAAAAAGGCACUACAAGUCUCACUGGAGACUUGGAUCAGUGACGUUUUGGCGUUUGCCAUAUCAGGUGAUCUUGAAGAGUGAAAAUAAAAGAUUUGAAGAUCAUUACAUUUUGGGGGGAUCCCAAUCACUUCCAGAAAAUAGCUGUCUGACAUGAGUGUAAACAGAGUCGAGUCUGGGUGACCCCCCUAGCCUGAUAAAAACGGAUUGAAUCUUAAUUGACCGGAUCAGCGUCUUAACAGAGAGAAGAUGCCGUUCCACCACGUCAGGUCUACUCUGCUCUACACUGGAAGUCUCCUGAGCCGGACACUGUCUGAAGGGAGCGAAACCUUCCAACUCACCAGCAUCUCCACAGAGGAGCUAGGAGAGAUCCGGGAGGCGUUCCGGGUGCUGGACCGGGAUGGGAACGGGUUCAUCUCUAAGCAGGAGCUGGGCAUGGCUAUGAGAUCCCUGGGGUACAUGCCCAGUGAGGUGGAGCUGGCCAUCAUCAUGCAGAGACUAGACAUGGAUGGUGAUGGUCAGGUUGACUUUGAGGAGUUUGUGACGAUAUUGGGACCCAAACUGCUGUCGUCUGAGACCAGAGAAGGUUUCCUGGGGAGCACCAUCGAUAACAUCUUCUGGCAGUUUGACAUACAGCAGAUGUCCCUGGACGAGCUGAAGCAGGUUCUGUUUCACGCAUUCCGAGACCACCUGACGAUGAAGGACAUCGAGAACAUCAUCAUCAACGAAGAGGAGAGCCUCAACGAGACAGGGAACUGUCCCGAGUACGAGGGAGUCCACCCUAAGAAGAAGAACAGACAGACAUGCGUGAGGAAGAGCCUGAUCUGCGCCUUUGCCAUGGCCUUCAUCAUCAGCGUCAUGCUCAUCGCGGCCAAUCAGAUGCUGCGGAACGGCAUGGAGUAAGCCAAUCACACUGUGAGCCUGGGGAGUGGGCCUUACAGUUAAAUGACCUCACUUCCUCUCUCUGCAGCAAAAACAGGAAGACAGACCAGCCAGAACCCAAACACCUCUGUGAAGGACAACUAUCUGUUAUUUUAAUGACGUUUGUUUUGAUUUAUAUCAUGAACAGUAAACAGACAAGAGAGUGCAAGUACUGAAGGACGCACACGGAAAAUGUUAUUUUCAGUGGAAAAAAAGACUAAUCAAAUCAAAAACACUAAGAGGACUUGAUGAACAGACUGGACAUGAUACAAAGCAAUCUUUUAUAUGUUGUGGGCAUAAAGGGAUUCCUUUCAUUUCUGUAUCAGAGAAGGCCACCCCUUUAAGAAUGAUUUUCUAACCACCCCUUUAAAAUAAAUGUUUUUUUUAACCUCCUAUUUAAAAGAUCAAUUGUCUAAUCAAAAGCAAUCUAUUGAACAUGCAUCAGGUGCUUUGAGCCAUUCCUAAUUUUUAACUGAACUUUUGGUUCUGGGUUUACUUCAGGGGGUAAACAUUACCUGACAAGCGCUCCUGCUGUUUAAUCUUUUAAACUGUAUCUAAACGUGUUAAUCUGUUAUUUUUUAUUAUUAUUCUACUAUCUUAUAUUUACAUGUUAUAGUCACUCACCUGUGGACAUUAUACCAAUGUAUGUUUACACUGUAACAGAGAUGGUUUGCGACUUGAGGACAAACUCGUGUUAGCUCCCAGAACAAACCCCUAGGCUUUAGCUCAGCUGACUUCCAUAGUCUUAAAUCACAUAGGCAUCAUUCUACACCUGACAUUCCCUCCCUCACAAUGUCGCUACAGUAUAGUCUACUGUCUGUCUGUCUCUAUGUCUGUCUGUAUGCACUGCAUGUGACUCAGUGGAUAUUUAAAGGCACUGUAUGUAUGUACAGUAUUUACCGUAUGUUGUGUCACUCUACGUGUCCAUAGGGCGGUGUUCUGUGUCAACUGUCCCCAAAGGCUUGGAACAUGAACCACCUGGCCUUCUUGGUCCAUGAACAAUAAGGUUGUGGUCAUGUAAAAUUGCUUUUCAUUCCAGAAAGUUGUUUUCCCCCCUCAGCCCACGUUCACUCGCCUUCACAGAUCUGACAGGACUGACUGGAUGGAUGAAUGCAACAUGGUGGAAUCUCCACCUCCUGUCCAAUCUGACUGGAUGGAUGAAACAUGUCCAAUCUGACUGGAUGGAUGAAUGCAACAUGGUGGAAUCUCCACCUCCUGUCCAAUCUGACUGGAUGGAUGAAUGCAACAUGGUGGAAUCUCCACCUCCUGUCCAAUCUGACUGGAUGGAUGAAACAUGUCCAAUCUGACUGGAUGGAUGAAUGCAACAUGGUGGAAUCUCCACCUCCUGUCCAAUCUGACUGGAUGGAUGAAUGCAACAUGGUGGAAUCUCCACCUCCUGUCCAAUCUGACUGGAUGGAUGAAAGCAACAUGGUGGAAUCUCCACCUCCUGUCCAAUCUGACUGGAUGGAUGAAACAUGUCCAAUCUGACUGGAUGGAUGAAACAUAUCCAAUCUGACUGGAUGGAUGAAUGCAACAUGCUGGAAUCUCCACCUCCUGUCCAAUCUGACUGGAUGGAUGAAACAUGUCCAAUCUGACUGGAUGGAUGAAACAUGUCCAAUCUGACUGGAUGGAUGAAUGCAACAUGGUGGAAUCUCCAGCAUUUAUCCAAUCUGAAGGCUGGUUUUCUUGGCACCUACUGUACCAGGGCCCAUAUUCACAAAGCAUCUCAGAGAAUGACGGCUGUUCGAGGAUCAGUUUUCCCUUUUAAAUCAUAAUCAUUAGGAUUAUAUAGACAGGGAGGGCGUGCUGAUCCUAGACUGAAUACGGGCCCAGUCAGAUGUCUUAGAUCUGUGAGACGGACUAGGGGAGUGAACGAGCUAGGGCAGAGGAAGAGAAGCAACCUUUCAUGAUGAACUACACGCUCAGACCAUGACAGAUCAAAUAUUUAUACUAAAAUAUAUAUUCCAUUACCUCUACAUCAAUAUGCAUGUAGCUGCUAUUUUAGUAUUCCUUUCCUUUGGAAGAUGAAGGGUAGAAUCAAUUCAACCUUUCCUAUGGCCUUGAUUUUAAAUGUGUGUACUGUGUGUAUGAACUACUGUCACAUUUUACUUUCAGAUUUAUACUGAAUUCUCUAUUUAUUCCAGCUAUUAAUCAAAUCAGAAUGCAGAGGGGAAUAUUUGGUCAUAAAUAUGCAAAUACAAGGUCACGUGGCCAUAAUCACCACCGAGCUGUUUCAUCUCUUUUACACUGCAUUGUCAUAGGACUGCAUGACUCACUGAGGCCUGGGGACACAUGUAUCAAGCGUCUCUGAGUAGGAGAGGCUGAUCUAUGGACAGGAUGGAGCUGAUCAGUACUGCUACUCCUAAAUACAUACUGUUCUUCACACAGUAACGUGUUCAAGUCAAAGUAUAUUGGUCUUUUCAUUGUUGAAAUGUCUUUACUCUCAACACCACAUGUUUAGGCUACUAUAAUAUAUAGAUCUUUUUGGCCAUGUAGUGUAGUUCUUCACACCCAAAGUCAUCUUGCUGUCUCAGAUAUCUAAAUAUAUUUAUAUGUGAUUGCAGAGGAACAUUCUGGCCCAUUGGUACAUUAGUCUAUAAUUGUUAUAAGCCAUUAUGGUCCCUGACACCAGCAUCUAAUCGUAAUGUGUAUGUAUAUUAGUCAUAGUUUUAAUAUUGUAAAUGUUUCUGUCAUAUAUUUUUCAACCUGGUAAAGGGGAUGUACUUGGGCUAAGAGAGAGAGAGCGUCUAUAACCAGCACUGGUGGUUUGGAGACCUGUGGUUUUGCGAUCAAUGGAGGCUGGUGGAAGGAGCUAUAGAAGGACAGGCUUAUUUUAAUGUCUGGAAUGGAAUAAAUGGAA
Messenger RNA from Oncorhynchus tshawytscha (Chinook salmon), 4294 nucleotides. RefSeq names its product calneuron 2 (gene caln2). Bases 763 to 1416 code for a protein of 217 amino acids. Lineage: Eukaryota; Metazoa; Chordata; Actinopteri; Salmoniformes; Salmonidae. The transcript is spliced from 6 exons. Gene Ontology annotation, molecular function: calcium ion binding. The record is from RefSeq and is a predicted model, not a curated record.